Messenger RNA from Lodderomyces beijingensis, 1974 nucleotides. Lineage: Eukaryota; Fungi; Ascomycota; Pichiomycetes; Serinales; Debaryomycetaceae. The record is from the annotation of a GenBank genome assembly.
AUGCCUGCACAUUUCUCAACGAAAUCAACGAUUGUGACCGACUUUUCGCAAAACUCCAAUACAUUUUCAACAGCAAACUCACCAGACCUUUCAACGCUAGAUUCAGCCGAAGUAAUGAUAUCGAGCGCGUCCAGCCAGGAAGUCUCUGUCGUGACCCCUUUUUUGGUCAAGCACAUCAGCGAUCAAAAUAUGAUUCCAAAGGACAACUUUCACAAGUAUUGUUAUCGACAUAACCCCGAUAUCAUCUGCAACAAGCGCACAGACGAAGUCAAGAUGAAGCACAUUCAAAACAAGUUGGAGAAUUUGCCAAAUAGAGACCAGCGAGCCAUUAGCCAUGUGUGGUCGAUUUUCAGUGCCGCUCCCGUGCACCACAGGCAGUUGAUGUUGCAAGGUUUACUUACCCAGUGCUGUUUCCCUCAGUUGUCUUUCAUAUCGCAAGAAGUCGCGACCUUGAUCAAGAUUGAUUUCAUUUCCAUCUUGCCCCAAGAGAUCUCCUUGAAGAUUUUAUGCUAUUUGGACUGCAACAGCUUGUGCAAUGCAGCUCAAGUCUCUAGGAAAUGGAAGAGUUUGGCCGAUGACGACCGAGUAUGGCACCACAUGUGCGAACAGCACAUUGACCGGAAAUGCCCCAACUGUGGCUGGGGGUUACCCUUGAUGCACAUGAAGCGUGCAAGAGAAAUGGCCGAGGAGGAUAUCAAACCCAUACGACGUGCAGAGGACGAAGCAGUGGAAGAAGGCGAGGCACAUACACAUACACAGACUCAGUCUCAGACACAUGGUGAAGGAGGAAACAGCACUUUGUUGCAAAGACGCUUGUCGCUGGCACUGGAUGAGCCAGCGCGGAAAAAGCAAAGGUCUGAUAGCAGAUCUUCCACUGAUAAUCCCUCACCACUACUCAAGAAACGGCCAUGGAAAGCCGUUUAUUCUGAACGAUUCAAGUUGGAAAAAAACUGGAGAAAGGGAGUCCAUACCGUCAAGUCAUUUGUCGGCCACACCGAUGGAGUAACAUGUCUCCAGUUCAAUAGGAAAUAUCUCAUGACUGGCUCAUACGAUACAACCAUCAAGAUUUGGAAAAUCGAAUCUGGAGAAUGCGUCAAGACUUUACGUGGACACACAAAGGGCGUGCGUUCCUUGGUAUUUGACAAUCAAAAGUUGAUCACGGGAGGAUUGGACUCCACUAUCAAAGUUUGGAACUAUCACACGGGCCAAUGCAUCGCUACUUAUCGUGGCCACGACGAUGCCGUCGUUUGUGUCGAUUUUUCCAACAAGACCAUUGUGUCAGGAUCGGCCGACCACACCGUGCGUGUAUGGCACGUUGACUCGAGAACCUGCUACACGUUGCGCGGCCACACAGACUGGGUCAACUGUGUCAAAAUCCAUCCUAGUUCCAAUACCAUUUUCAGUGCUAGUGACGAUACAACUAUCCGAAUGUGGGACAUGAAUACCAACCAGUGUCUCAAGAUUUUUGGCGGGUUGGACAAUAAUGGCCAUAUAGGCCAAGUCCAAUGUGUCAUUCCACUAACUUAUAAAGAAGACUUUAUUGAGGAUGCAAGUGAGACGGAAGAAGAAGCGCCGAAUGUCGAUGACAAUGGCACCACCAGCAGCGCCACGGCUCCAUCUCGUCAAUCGGCUCCAACUGCUGCAUCUGCUUCAUCCUGUACCACCUCAGGCUCGUUACCUACACAUUUACUUACAUCCUCAUUGGACAACACAAUCAAGUUGUGGGAUGUGUCAACUGGGAAAUGCAUUCGCACACAAUUUGGCCACAUUGAAGGUGUAUGGUCGAUAGCUGCUGAUACGUUUAGAAUAGUCAGCGGUGCUCAUGACCGGUUGAUCAAAGUGUGGGACUUGCAAAAUGGCAAGUGCUUGCAUACGUUUGGCAACAGUUCCAGUGUCUCUUGUGUUGGACUCAGCGAUUCGAGGUUUGUUGCAGGUAUGGAGAACGGAGAAGUCAAAAUGUACUGCUUUGACUAA